Dromiciops gliroides (monito del monte) is the source of this 957-nucleotide messenger RNA. It is a transcript of the gene POLD4, whose product is annotated as DNA polymerase delta 4, accessory subunit. Gene Ontology annotation, cellular component: delta DNA polymerase complex. Gene Ontology annotation, biological process: DNA-templated DNA replication; DNA synthesis involved in DNA repair. The record is from RefSeq and is a predicted model, not a curated record. Bases 146 to 481 code for a protein of 111 amino acids. The transcript has 4 exons. Gene Ontology annotation, molecular function: DNA-directed DNA polymerase activity. NCBI's taxonomy places the organism in Eukaryota, Metazoa, Chordata, Mammalia, Microbiotheria, Microbiotheriidae.
GGGCGGGGGGCGGCUCCUGCCUGGAAGCAGCUGGACUUCCUCCCUCCAGCCGCCUGUCUGGGUCAUCGCGUCUGUCCGUCCCUGGCCCCGUCCUCCGCCCAGCAGCUGUCUCUCCCCUCGCCUCUCGCCCCGCUGGGUGGCUGCCAUGGGCCGGAAGAGGAGGCUCAUCACCGACUCCUUCCCCAAAGUGAAGAGGAGGAAACGCCGGCCGAGGCCUGGCAAAGCGCACCGGCCGCCCGAGCCAGGGCUGCGAGGGGAGGAGACGCUUGCAGCCCAUGGGGACGAAACCCAUUUAGAGAUACUGAGGCAGUUCGACCUGGACAGGCACUUCGGACCCUGCACGGGGAUCACUCGACUCCAGCGAUGGGAAAGAGCAGAGCAGCUGGGCUUAGACCCUCCGCACGAGGUGCUGAAGGUGCUGCGGGCCCACCCUGGAGACCCCCUAUACCAGUUCAGCCUCUGGCACCUGUACCCCAUCUAAAGGAGUCAGUCAUGAAGCCGUGCCCAGGGCCUCACUGCCACUUUCCCAGGGGCCUUCAGGAUGGACAGGGGGCCCCCAAUGCUGUUUCUUCGAACCACCCUGUACUGGAGAGAUCUUGGGGGUGGAGACUGGGGUGGCAAGGAUCUCCUUGAGGAGAGGAAUAAAGCAGAGCCUCGGGACUCCCGGUGUGGGGGGAGGACUCCUCUGAUGGCAGCAGCCACACUGAUCUCUUACAGCCAGGUCUGGUUCAUCUGCAGUCUUUUUAAAAGCCAGCAGGCAGUCUUCCUGUCCCCCAAGUAAAACUCGUCCCUUUACCUCUUGCCAUCUGGCACAUCCAUCCCUGACCUGGGAUGCCGCAGAUUACAGGAGUUCUACAGGGCAAAGGGGGGGGGGGCCAAUGAGUGCCUGAGAAGCAGAUCUUGCCGGAUGGGUGGGGCUUCAAUGCGAUAUUCUAAUAAAAGUGAAGAAUUCUGGCA